Drosophila novamexicana is the source of this 1186-nucleotide messenger RNA. Its product is annotated as triadin-like. The transcript is spliced from 3 exons. NCBI's taxonomy places the organism in Eukaryota, Metazoa, Arthropoda, Insecta, Diptera, Drosophilidae. The coding region runs from base 98 to 1135 and encodes 345 amino acids. Gene Ontology annotation, molecular function: enzyme regulator activity. The record is from RefSeq and is a predicted model, not a curated record. Gene Ontology annotation, biological process: mitochondrial electron transport, cytochrome c to oxygen. Gene Ontology annotation, cellular component: mitochondrial inner membrane.
AAAUGUCGAUUGCUGUAGUUUACAAUUUUUAGACACCAGUAGUUGGUUUAAUAUUUAGGUCAAAUUUUUUGGAAUCUCCUCUUCUGGGCUAAAAAACAUGCUGCAGUUAUUAAGUCUUAUCAAAAACCCACGUCUGACGUACCAAGCAAUUCCAUCAUUAUCCAAUGCGCGCUAUCGGUUUAUGUCUGAUAAAACCAAGAAGCCAGCCGACUCCGAUAAAUGCGAAAAAAAAGCGGAAGUAAAGAAGCCCGAUUGCAAAAGCGAACCGAAAGCUGGUAGCGAACCGAAGAAGAGUGAAUGCAAGAAGGACGCACCACCCAGGAAGGAUGAAACUGCGAUUAGUGGCGGUGCCCAGUGCAAAUCCAAAAAGAAACCCCCGCCUUGCCCACCACCGCCAAAGGAGAAAAAACAGAAACAGUUGAGCUGCGAAGAGUUGGUACUCAAGCGUGAAGGAUUGCAGAAAACAGAAGCCACUUGUCCUGCGGAAAUAUCCGGUGGCGGCCCAAAGUGUCCGUGCACACCCUGCCCCAAGCCACCGCCAGAUUACAAGAAUUCAAAGAGGUGGCAGAAGAUUUCGCUAAUGGGUGGACUGCCGCUGAUUGCCAUACUGACGGUCCUUGUGUUCACCUCGCACAAGGAAGAGGAGCGACCAGAGUAUAGGUACUGGUCGCACUUGUAUCUACGUGGAAAGCCGUAUUUCUUCAGGGACGGAAAUACCACAGCAUUCCAUAAUAGUUUCUGGAAUCCCUUGCCGCCAGAUGGAUAUGAGGAUGAGAUCGAUGUUGAGGGCAAUGGCAAGACACCCGAAACGGAUAAGGAAAGGGCAGAUCGCUUGAAGGAGUUCGCUGCCGUGCAGAAGGAAUGGAAAAAGUAUGAUAGCAAGCGUGAGGCUGAAGCCAAAAAGAGGCAGGCUGCUGCUGAAAAGGAGGCCAAGAAGCAGCAGGAACUGGCCGAGAAGGAAGAGAAAAAGCAAAUGGCUGAAGCCGAAAAGGAACAGAAGCGUCUAAACGCCGAAGCCGAAAAGGAGCGCAAGCGACAGGAAGCCGAAGCUGCAAAGGAGAACAAGCGACAGGAGGAGGAAAUGAAAAAACAAGCAAAGGAAGAAGCUAAAAAAGUCGAAUUCACUUUCAAGUGAUCCCAAAAAUUAAUUUCAAAAUUAACCUGUGAUUAAAUUCCUUUUUUAGUA